Messenger RNA from Rhea pennata, 2908 nucleotides. RefSeq names its product progestin and adipoQ receptor family member 5 (gene PAQR5). The record is from RefSeq and is a predicted model, not a curated record. Gene Ontology annotation, molecular function: signaling receptor activity. Gene Ontology annotation, cellular component: membrane. The transcript is spliced from 8 exons. NCBI's taxonomy places the organism in Eukaryota, Metazoa, Chordata, Aves, Rheiformes, Rheidae. Bases 447 to 1127 code for a protein of 226 amino acids.
GCGGCGGCCGAGCCGCGAGGCGCCCUGCGGAGCCGCAGCGCCGGCGGCCGCGCGAUGCUGAGCCUCAAGCUGCCCCGGCUGCUCAGCAGCAGCCAGGUGCCCCAGGGGUACCAGGAGCUGGGAAUCCUGUUUGGGUAUCGCCACCCGAGGAGCUCUGCAACGGACUGUCUGCUCAGCGUCUUCCAGAUGACCAACGAAACCCUCAAUAUCUGGACGCACUUUGUGCCUACCUGAGGGUCUUUGCAAAGGCAGGAGGAGAAGGGUUUGGUUUCUGGCGAAUCCGUCUGGCAGCACCAACGGCAAAGAGGUACUUCUUGUGGCACCUGCUGGGCUCGCUGCACCCGCGCGACGGCCAGGCGGGCGCCCGGGCCUGGCCCUUCCUCGCCUACCUGCUCUCCUGCUGCCUCUACCCCUUCGCCUCCAGCUGCGCCCACACCUUCAGCACCAUGUCCAGCCGGGCCCGGCACAUCUGCUACUUCUUCGACUACGCCGCCCUCGGCACGUACAGCUUAGGCUCUGCGCUGGCGUAUUCAGCGUACAUUUUCCCCAAAGAAUGGGUCAACGGCACUUUCCACUGUUGUUAUGUUCCCGUCGCUGUGUUUAACGCUGUUGUUAGCAUCAGCCUCUCCUGCUAUUCCAGGUUUCUGGAGGUGGAGCGGCCCCGGCUCAGCAAAGCUUCCCGCACCCUGGCCUUUGCGUACCCAUACCUGUUUGAUAGCAUUCCUCUCUUCUACAGGUUCUACCUGUGUGCGGUGGAGAGCUGCACAGAGGCCGUGAUCGUGGUCCACUACAAACACACAGCGCUUGCCUUCCUCACGUGCUUCGUUUUUGCUAGCCAUCUGCCAGAGAGACUUGCACCAGGACACUUUGACUACAUUGGGCACAGCCACCAGGUUUUCCACGUGUGCGGGAUCAUUGGCACGCACUUCCAGAUGGAAGCCAUCAGGAUGGAUAUGACUGAGCGCCACGACUGGCUCCUGGCCACUUCGACGCUUCCCUCGGCCCUUCAGACUCUCGGUCUGAUGGGCAUCUGCAUAGCUAUUUCCCUGGCUGUCAUUGGGCUCUGCUCAGUGUCUCUUAGCUUCAUGCCUGAGCCUUUGCAGACAGAGAAGUUGCAUGGGCAUUAGGCUUCGGUUUUAGAUACUAUUUAUAUGGCUUCAUGGGAGAGAAACUAAACCAUGUGUCUAUGGUAUGAAUGAAGAUGAAUUUAUUCACGUACACCCUUUAAGAAAAGGUUUAUUUAAAAUUUCUCAAGAAUGAAAUAUUUUUAUAUUGCACUUUUCUUUACAUAGCUUUAAAGAUUGAAACAGAUUCUGAAAUGCUUUUAAUCAAGUUGAUAGUUUACCACAAAAAAUGUUUAUAAUAAUCUUAGAUUUUUAUGUAAAAGGGAGAUAAAUGCUAUUAUUUUCCAAAGCAAUAGGCAUUCAUCGGUUCUGCCUUAUGGAAGAAUUGGUGAUCAUCGGAUGACAUGAAUGUGCUUGUUAUUAAUUUAGACUGGAAGCAAAAACUCAGCUGUAUGGAAAUCAAUGUGAAUUGUUUUACUGACUUCAGUGCAGACAGGGCUGGCGAGUCCUGACGGGUGAGCUCCGAGGAGGCUGCUCUGCAGCCAGCUCUUGCAAUGCUUUUCCAGGUUUCCUCUGAAAGAUUCUGCUUUCAUUGAGGGUGUGAGCCCCAGCUUGCUAAGGCAGGGGCACACUUCUGUGGCGUGGAGCAAUUUUAGAUCCAUUCCCUGCAUCACUUGACAUCAGCUAGCUGGAUCAUUAGCCAGGAUGUAACAGUGUGAUGCUAGUCAGGUCAGCGGAUCUGGCUCCUUUGCAAAAGAGUAUGAGAAAGAGCUCUCCUAAGGGGCCCCCUAACUAACGUUUUAACCUGAACAGCAGUAUCAUCUAGAAGAUUAAAAACUCAAAUAUUUGUCUUCCACAGCCUUACAUUAAACCAAAGUGCCUAACAGAUAUGUUACUGAGAGAGACUAGAGCUUGCCUAUGUUUCAAAUUUCACUGAAUUUGUUUGUGUAGCCUUGACUUUGAGGAUGCCUGCAAUGAGAUUGUCACACUGGACUUACCUAAUAACACGUAGUAGGCACAUCAACAUAUAAUGCAAAAAUUACUGCUGUGGAAUGUUAUCAAGCUUCUUGAUAAUCAUACAGGUGUAUAAUUUGUUUUCUAUAUAAUUACCUCUACUAAGGUAUAAUAGAUGCACUUUUGAGUGACAAUACAACAGCUCUUUAAAUAUAUUACAGGACAAACAACUCUUUUGAAAACAAGCUUUCUUUUGAAAGCUGACCAAGAUUUGUAUAAAUCUUUGUAAGCACUGGAACAUAAUUAUUUAUUCAACAGUUUUAUUUCAUUAAAAGGGAAAACUAAUAUAACUAUGGCACUGAUAUAUGCUAACCUGAUUUGGAUGAUUUAUAAGAAUAUUGUCUGUGAAAACAACUGCUUCUAAGAUAAGUGCUAAUACUUGCAAAUUAUUUGCCUUGUGUACAUGUGUAACUGGAAAGGAAUUUGUCUUUUGUGUGCAAGAAAUGAUUUAAGAUUUUCUAAAAUUUACAUUAAUUUAUUAUAAUUUUUAUUGGUAGUUUAACUUUUGAAUAUGGGAAGUCCUUUUGUCUUCUCCAUUUGCAACAUCUAUUAAAUAUGUCAUUAUUUUUAGGAAAACUACACUAAAACAUACAGCACUAUUUUAUACACUGCUACAAUCCGUACAGAUCCUGCAAUGCUAUGCAUUGAACUUUUUCUAAUAGAUACCUUACAGACUAAAUGACUGAAUGUUGUUUGAUCUUGAAGCACCAUAAGUAAGCCAGAUUUCUUUUUCAGUUGGAGCUAUGCCUUCCAAAAGCUAUUUUAUGUACUAAGUUUUAUGCACAUAUAAAGAAAUAAAACCUCUGUGUCAAACUGUUACAUGUAAAUAA